AUGUACAUGGACUCGGCUCGGCAUUCUGGGCAUGCGUUUCCGCCGCUGGAGCCCCAGCUCACGCCCACGUCCAGUUCGACACCCGCUUCGAUCAAACCGGACCACAGCGACCCGCUGGGCCCGUCCACGUCCGAGUCGUCUGCCCCAAUGAAGUUGUCGCCGUCGCCGCACCAGUUUGAGGCCGCUCUUGGAACCUCGGCCAACAACCUGGCACAAAGUCUCAACAACCUGCUCGAGACCAAAAUCGACGAAACAGGCCAUCUCCACGAGAACCUGGUCGAACCGGCCAUGGACCACAUGUUUGACCAGGCAAACUUGUACGACCAGCCCAUUUCCUACGACAAUUUACUCAGCAGUGAAAAAUUGCCCGAUUUCAUCACCCGGCCAGUGGUGCCCGACUCGUUCAAUCUCCAGGGCAACCACAAAAAGUACCUCAACUACUUCUACCACGACUUUGCGCGCGUGAUCCUGCCCCUGCCCCCCUCGCCGCGGUACAACCCAGCUCGAGAAAUUCUGCUCGCGUACGGCAAAAACCAUAAUUACCUGCUUUCUGCCAUUCUUGCGUGCGGAGCCAUGCAGUCCCACCGCAAGACCAAAGACCCGCAGGACGAGAAAAGCUACUGCUCGUACCUGUCGAUCUGUCUGCGACUGUUGUCGACGAUCUUGGCCGACGAGGCAAAAGUCAAUAAGAGCGUCGAGCCAAUGUUGCUCACAGUGAUGCUGCUCACGUCGUACACGGCGAUCUCGUUGCUCCAGAAAUGGAGACCCCAUCUUCGAGCAGCAAAGGACCUGCUGUCCACGUACGCGCCGUUCAGCGAAGACCCCAGAUACUCCAGACACAACUCUUAUGUGAUUGCUUUUUGUCGAAACUGGUACAUGUCUAUAGAAAAUAUUGCCGGAUUGACUGCUCCGUCCGGUGGUGUUUUGAAAGACGACAGAGAGCUCGAGCUUGUGAUGUACGACCUGCCGUACAUGAAGAAAUACUGGGAAAGCAUGUUGCUUUGCCGUGAGGACGGCUUCAAUUACGUUUAUGGCUACUCCAACACUCUGGGAGUUGCUCUGCAGAAACUCAUCAAGUCCAUCAAAACGUUCAAGACGAUGAAAAAACCAAGAACGCUCUCGAUCUUCACGUUGUACGACCUUGUUUCCGACUUCCGCAAAGAGGAACAGUUUGAAAUCAUCAGCAAAACGGGCAUAGUGCCGAAAAACCACUUUAUGCAUCCUGAAAACGACCUCAGACCGCCGCCCGGGUUCGAGGCGCUCUCGCCAGAGGCUAUCCAGAAAAUCGAGUACCAGGACGGCUCUUACGACUACAUCUCCUGGUACGAUAUCUGCCACCAAUCGUAUGUGAUUGCCGCAUACAUUCUGAUCACCUCCAAUUUGGGAGGCUAUCCCAAAAGACACCCCUCGGUACAAGAACUGGUCCAGAAAGCGUUCAGUUUGUUUCCGUUUUUGCGCGCUAAGGGGAUGAUAGAAUACCAGGCGCUUAUUAUCCAGGUUUCCAUGUACUUUGUUGGCCUGAACUGCGUGUACAAGGCGGAUCGGGACCUGGUUGCACGGUUUUUCGAAAACCUGCGUCAGUUACACUCUGCUGCUGCCUCGUUUACAUUGGAACGACUAAAAUGCAAAUGGGACAAGUACGACGAGCUCCAUAAGGACGACCGGGAGAUCAUCCACGACGAUAACGAUUUCGACGACGACGAUCUGGACGACGUUAUGAAUUACUAG
Ogataea philodendri is the source of this 1728-nucleotide messenger RNA. RefSeq lists its product as uncharacterized. Gene Ontology annotation, cellular component: nucleus. The transcript has a single exon. Gene Ontology annotation, biological process: positive regulation of transcription by RNA polymerase II. The coding region runs from base 1 to 1728 and encodes 575 amino acids. NCBI's taxonomy places the organism in Eukaryota, Fungi, Ascomycota, Pichiomycetes, Pichiales, Pichiaceae. Gene Ontology annotation, molecular function: transcription cis-regulatory region binding; DNA-binding transcription factor activity. The record is from RefSeq and is a predicted model, not a curated record.